AUGCCGACAACACUGGACAUUACAUUGAGCUCUGUAGCCACCUGCACUUGCGAUUGGCUUACCGACAAUUCUCCAUCUCAGUCCAUCAUCCAUACAGCUGCUCGUUUAUAUUUCAAAGCUUUGUCAUUUGUAAGGAAAUGCCAUUAUGAAAACUUGUCAGUAGUCGAUCUUUUCCGAAAUAUUGCCAAGAAAUAUCCACACAAAGUAUGCUUCGUUUUCCAAGAUGAAGAAUGGACUUACCAACAGGUAGAUGAUUUGAGCAAUAAAGUUGCUCAUUGCUUUCUUUCCCGGGGUUAUAAGAAAGGUGAUGAAGUGGCACUUUUUUUGGAAAACUGCGUAGAAUAUAUAUGUAUUUGGCUAGGUUUAGCCAAAAUUGGAGUUAUCAUUUCCUUCAUCAAUACUAAUCUUCGAAAGGAUUCUCUGGUCCAUUCUAUUAAUGUGAUAGAUGCAAAAGCUGUGAUAUUUGGAAAAAAUCUUUCAAGAGCUGUAGAAGAUGCAAUACCAUUCGUUGAAAAGAGGGAUACUAUGGAAUAUUACUGUUUCUAUGAAAAAUCAAUGACAGAUAAUAAUGAAACUGUUCAGUUUCCAGCUAAAUCUUUAAAUUUGCUUUUAGAUGAUGCUUCUGAGAGUUCUGCUGAUAUACAGAAAAUUAAAAUAAAUUUCCAAGAUAAACUGUUGUACAUAUACACAUCUGGAACUACUGGCUUACCGAAGGCAGCGAUUAUUAGACACAGCAGGUUCAUUUGGAUUUCAGCAGCGGCUAAGUAUGUAGCACAGUUAAAGGAAUUUGAAACAUUCUAUAAUCCUCUUCCCUUAUAUCACUCGGCUGGAGGUAUACUUUUCUUGUCAGUAGUUUUAGCCUUUGGUGGAAAGAUGGUUGUACGAAAAAAAUUUUCUGCUUCCAACUUUUGGAAAGAAGCUGUGAAACACAAAGCAACUGUCAGUCAAUACAUUGGAGAAAUUUGCCGUUAUCUCUUAAAUCAGCCAAGAACUCCUGAAGAAACGCAGCAUUCAAUUUGGUUGUUCUUUGGAAAUGGUCUAAGAUCUCACAUCUGGAAGGAAUUCAAAGAGAGAUUUCAAAUCAAAUCUAUCGUUGAAAUGUAUGGAGCAACAGAAGGAAAUGCUAACCUAACUAACAUGUUUGGUAAACUAGGAGCUGUAGGAUUUGUAUCAAGAAUACUUUUCUGGCUCUAUCCCGUUCGUUUAAUCAAGGUAGAUCCUGAAACAGGAAAACCUUUAAGAAAUGCACGAGGACUUUGCAUUCAAUGCCAACCAGGCGAACCUGGUGAAAUGGUUGGAAAAAUUGUAAACAGUAAUCCAAUCAAUCAGUUUGAUGGAUAUGUCAGUAACAAAGAUACAGAAAAGAAGAUAAUUAGAGAUUGUUUUACAAAGGGAGAUAUGGCUUUUCUAUCAGGGGAUAUUUUAGUCAUGGACGAAGAAGGUUAUCUGUAUUUUGUGGAUCGUACAGGAGAUACUUUUCGAUGGCGUGGUGAAAAUGUUUCUACUGGUGAAGUGGAAAAUGUAAUCAGUAAAGCUCUGAACCACGUAGGAUGUGUGGUUUAUGGUGUAGAAGUACCAAAUGUUGAAGGCCGUGCUGGCAUGGCAGCUAUUCAGAUUGACUUAAAAGACAUUGAUCUGGAUGCUCUUUACCAACACAUUGGUAAAUCUUUACCAUCAUAUGCUGUGCCUCUCUUCAUCCGAAUCUGCAGUAAUUUAGAAACCACAGGCACUUAUAAGCUCAGAAAAGUGACUCUUCAGAAGGAUGGUUUCAAUCCAGAAAAAAUAGCUGAUCCACUGUUUUUCUUCAAUAAAAAGACUUGCGUACCACUAACAAAGGAAGUGUAUUUAGAUAUUAUCACUGGAAAAAUAAAGCUGUGAUAUUAAAUUCAAGACUUUAGAUGAUUCAUAAGUUCACAUUAGUUAUCAUAUGUAGACUUUUACAUUUUCAUAAAUAAAAGGAAAUUAUAUAAAAA
This is a messenger RNA of Stegodyphus dumicola, 1973 nucleotides long. RefSeq names its product long-chain fatty acid transport protein 4-like. NCBI's taxonomy places the organism in Eukaryota, Metazoa, Arthropoda, Arachnida, Araneae, Eresidae. Gene Ontology annotation, molecular function: long-chain fatty acid-CoA ligase activity; long-chain fatty acid transmembrane transporter activity. The record is from RefSeq and is a predicted model, not a curated record. Gene Ontology annotation, biological process: long-chain fatty acid import into cell; long-chain fatty acid metabolic process. Gene Ontology annotation, cellular component: endoplasmic reticulum membrane; plasma membrane.